GUGUGAUAUUACGGAAUGCUUUAAUGUGUUUUUCGUGAACGGUGAAAGGUAGCGCAAAAUAAAUGGGAGAAGUGACUGAUCGCUCGAGCAGCCAGCAUGGCAGUUCAAUAGCGAACAACAUGUACUGUACUUCCCCCAUUUGUUCUCUGAGUUCUAGCGUUGCGUUAUGGAAUGGUAAGCCAUAAUAGAGACAAUGCUAUAUCGAAACUUUUCAAUUCUUUAGACUUUGUUAAAAUUUUUCCAGUUGUGCUAAUACGUUGUUUUUGGCGUCUCUUGUCUUCCAUGUGGCUCUUUAGCUAUCGAGUUGGCUAGAUGUAACUUAUUUUACGGUCGAAUAGUAAGUAGUUAGCCAACAACGGGUAAUUUGACCGUCCAAUGUGUUUUCAUUUUCAUUUGAACUUGCAUGAAACACUUAACUUAAAUAUCAAUUGCAACAAUGUGUACCGACGAUGGAUAUUUUGUAUCCAGCUUGGAUAGCUUCGCCGCUUUUCCACCAAUUUGAUUUGGUCAGAUAACAAAUGGCUCGUUUGCGCAUGCAGUCAUACGGUGAAAAUGUAUCGUUCUAGAUUCUGUAAGGUGUUGGCUUGCUGCCCGUUUUAGUUGACAUUCGAUUGCCAUGUCACGAGUCUGGCAGUGAGUUCGACUAUUUCUGUCAGACACCAUAUCGAUAGCUGCUUGAACUUAUUUCAUAUUGAGCACCGAGGUCGUGUCAAUUUGGUGUCAUUUGGAUUGUGGACCAUUUUUAACAGUUUGAUAUGAGUCAUCUUGAAUCAAAAUUCAAACGUUUUUCGACCUAUCUGGUUUAAUGGGUCCAAUCAUCGGGAUGUCGCCGGAUAAGAAAGCUGAAACGCCGGGGAUGCUGGAGGAGAGGGCGGGGCUUAGGGGCGUAUGUGGGGGGGCGGGGACUCUCCCGGAGGCGGAGUGCGGCGCAGCCAGCCCAUUGGCCACCAGCCUGGACCGGGGAUCCGGUGGUUCCGAGGAUGAGGAGCUCACCAACCUCAACUGGCUCCAUGAGAACCUGCUCCAGAACUUUACCCUAGGGGGACCCGGGGGGGCCCAACCCAGCGCCAGCCCCCUCUUUGACAUCGAGGGUGACCCCGGGGCCCCUCAGAACCCAUCGUCUUCAUCCUCUUACUCCUCGUCGCAGAGGGACUUGUUGAAGUCCAAGCCUCCCUUCUCAUUCUCUCUGUUGAUCUACAUGGCCAUAGAGCAGAGCCCCAGUAAGAGGCUGCCGGUGAAGGACAUCUAUGGUUGGAUCCUACAGCACUUCCCCUACUUCUCCUCGGCCCCCACUGGCUGGAAGAACAGCGUCAGACACAACCUGUCACUCAACAAGUGCUUCCGCAAGGUGGAGAGGAGCCUGGGAAAGGUGAAUGGUAAGGGUUCUCUGUGGUGUGUGGACCCAGAGUACAGACCCAACCUGAUCCAGGCCCUGAAGAAGCAGCACUUCCCUGCAGCACAUACCUUCUGCACACCACCCGCCUCACCACCCAGCGCCUCCUCACCACCCAGACACCACUUUCUGCAGGGCUGCUCCCUCAAAGAGUCUGACAUAGAUGCUGCCACUGCCAUGAUGCUCUUAAACUCUGCCCCUGGUCAUCACCACGCCAACCCAUGUGAACCAGACAGUCCCCUGGACUUGUCCCAGCCAGACUUGGUCCUGGUGAGCAGCGAUCCUAAGCAGGACCACAACUACAGUAGCAUGACUCUGCAGCGCUGCUCCUCCCGCUCCUCCUCCUCCUCCCUCUCCUCCCUGGAUGAAGGAGGCCCAGGCCACGGCAGGCCGCGCCCACGCCGCGCCGGCAGCGAGGGUUUCCAUAGCGAAGAGGAGGACUCUGACCUCGGGGACCGGGACGAGAGGGGCGGCCACUCCCAGCCUGCUCCUCAUCGCCCCUCCCCCUCUUCCUCCUCGGUGAAGUGCCCGGCAGGUAAGAGGGCACGUAGGGAGCUGACAGCCAAGCCGGAGCUGGAUGAGGAGCUGAAGGAGGCGGCCGGGUCUCUGCUUCACCUGGCUGGGAUCCGUACCUCCAUGGAGCUCAACAAACGCAGUGCCAAGAGCAAAAAACUGAACAGGAAAUGAGGUGGUCGUACUGCCUCGCCCUCAGACUCCCGCCCCUGUAACCCUGAUCUGAUUGUGUGUCCUACUGAUAGGUCCAGGUUGUGCCGCCUCCUGCUUUUCUGAUUGCUGAUUUUUGAGCCAGUUUUUUGGUUUGACACAUGAUGGGAUGGGAAAUCCCUCCCUAUCCCAACACAACAAAUGGCAAUAGUAUCAUUCACACACAGGAGAAUAAAGCCAUAUUGAGACUUUUGUAACUUGGGCAUGUCAGGUGGGUGGGGUUAAGUGGGGUGCUUGGGGACUACUGUGAAGAACCAUCACAAUACCCAUCUAUCCAAAACGAACUGCCUGUUUCUGAUGGCUUCUCCAGAUCCUUGCAAUUCAAAGGAUUUUCUUCUGGAUAAAAGACAAGACCAGAAAAAGCUUAAAGUUUUUAAAACUCAAAGCAUUGCAUGCUUCCUCCUCAACCUGUAUCCUCUUCCAAGUGAACCUAUUUAUAAGAGAAUGAGUGCAUGUCUGUAACAAACAACUAACCUCUCAUCUUCUCGUCAGUUUCUCCCUUCUCCGUGCAAAAAUCAAAUAAAAACAUGCCACUGUUUUUUGAUAGGCGACAACCUUGGCCUGGAAAUGACAAAGAGAGAUGCAAUAAUUGAUCCGUAACCUUAAACUGCUCUUUAUAUUAUUUAAGUUGUUCAAUGUUGGUAUUUUUCUUGGGUUGAUGACAACACUGGUGUCUAAAAGCAGUACAUUAUUGUGAAUGUAUUGAAGUAGUGAGAUUCAUGGCCCUGGCUGUUUAGAGUGAUCUGAACAAUCUGAUCCCAGAGCAGAACACUGGACUGGUUCCAUGUCAGGAUGUAAUAGCCUGGUGGGGAAACGCAACAAAGGAAAUGUUGGAACUCUGCUACUGCCGUGUUCAGAAAAGAAUGAAACAAAGAUAACCGACUGUGUGAAGACUGGCACGGUGAGGAAGAGUCCACUCUGGUUUCCUACACUGAGAGGAAAAGGUCAUUACAUCGUCGUCCCAUCAGAACCCACUCGUCUUCAUGGCUUUUCCUCUGUGGCCCCUCUUCUGUUAUACAUACAUUAUUUGUGUUUAGUGUGUAAACUGAGAAAUUACACAUUUGAUACAGGACCCUGUAUUUGUGAUUCUUCUCUUGAUCUAUCCUGUUCUUGUCCUACCCUGUCCUAUCCUAUCCUAUGCAAGGUGUAUCUGGCUGAAACACAGCUACGGUUGUAACCAUCGUGAUCCCAAGACGAUGCGCUUGCAGGAGAGCACUCACUGGCAGAUGUGCUGCUCAGUUUUCAAUCAUGUAAUAUUAGUCACACCUACUGACUUUUAGUAUUCAGGCCAAAGGGAAGUUAAGACAAGGUUUAGUUCUAAUAACGUUGUAGUGAGGUUAGAUUGACAAUAUUGUACUAUUUACUGCCUGUCGUUGGCUGUGGCAAAGUUCAGACUGUGUUGCCAGAAAGAGGCUUUGCUUUGUCUUGCUCCACAAUAAGAAAACACAAAGGGAGGAGGGAGGGCAAAAUCAGGAAGCACACCACCCUCUUCGCUCUGCUGUACAGUAAUGUGUUUACUGCCAGUUGAUUGCAUAGAGUUCAGUGACGGGAAGUACAGGAUGUUGCAACAGAACUUGUGAAGAGAAGAGGCCAGACUGGUUUUCUGUCGGCGCUUGCAUGCAUUAACCUGCAUUAGUAAGCAAAAUGCCAAAAGCCCACAGCAUGCCCAUAUGAUAGAAAUGCUUUUAGCUGGUUCACUGUAUGACAGUAUACUGCCCUCUGUCAUGAGCCCACUUUCCACUUCUGUUGUAUAAUGUUAAAUGAACUUCCAUAAAUACAGAUUGCAUGCAGUGCCAAACAUUCAUUUGUACCAUUACGACCAUGUUCCUCUUCUCACAGUUUUUGUGACUGACAGUAACAUUGGUGCCCUAGAAGCCAACUAACAGGGAAUGUAGGAGGACUCUGACCUUGUGGACUGACUUUAGUCUGACAUGCAGUUUAUUUUUUAGUUGUUCGGGAAUGGGAAGCGCUUUGUUCCUAGAAUGGAAAUGUUGUUGUUAGAACUAAACCGCGGUUCUCCUAAAUAAGAUGGACAUAGAAUACACUGUCUGUGAAUAAACAAAGAACAAAUUAAUGUUGUCCAUUAAAUCAUCAAUGUAUUUAUUAUAAUUAAUUUAUAAUGGGACGAUUGGAUGGAACUUCUAUCAAAUAAUGGUCAUUUGAAGCGAGUGGAAAGGUUACUUCCUCUCUCCCCUCUGGAAAAUGAUUUAGAUGUUCUUCAUUUUACUGCCAUAGACCAAUACUUCCACUAUGUGAUAUAGUGCUAAAGAUGUGAUCUGUGUCUGAGGAAGUAUUUUGCCAAUGUAUUUAGUCUUUCCACCAGGGGUUUUUCCAUUUAACCACGACUGCCAAGUGUACCGAUUGUUUUGUUGUUGAACUGGAUAGAAGAACAUUGCUGAGCAAAAUUGAUCCUGAACCAUUUUUUGCCAACAGUGGUGUUGUACAGAGAAAGCCAGCGUAGACGUUUCAGAUGAAUGGAUAUUUCCUGACUAUUGAGAACUUCUCUGCCAAUUUGAUUUGAAUCAUCAAACUUCACAGCCUUUAUCUGAAUUAGUAUUGUUUAAGUUUCUAUAAUAUUCUGACUGCCAGAAGUAGUCGCACCAUAGAUAUUAGUUGGCACUCCUUCUCCAUGUUAGGAUCCUGCCACCAUAGAAGUCAUCUACAUGUUUCCAAGGGUUGCCCUGGUGUUAGUCUUGGUACCCCCAUGGACUUCUGUUUAAACUUAGAUAGUUGAGGACAACUUCCAGUAACUUGUUCAUGCUGUAGUGCUUGUAGCUAGAAGGAAGAUGUUAUCAGACUCAAAGUGAACUUUAUCCUGAGUCUCUUAGUAAGUGAAUGUUUUUGAGAUGGAUCUUUAGGACUACCUGCAUGACAUGGGGCUCUAAGACACACCGUAGGGUACCCCAGGGGUCUAUAUUUUUCACUUUACAGUGAUACAUUGUUAGACUCAGCUGCAUACAUAGGAUUGCUUCAUUGUUUGAAAACUUGUUAUUGGAUAUUGAUUAUGUGAUUUUUAUUUUUUCAAAAAUGCAGUUGCAAUUUAUUGAUUCUGAUAAAGCGUUUUGUGUUGAACUAACUAAAGCUGCCAACCCAGUAUCAGUCAGUCGUCUGCCAUGUCUGUUAGACAGACACACCUUUUGGUUUUUGUAUGCUAACCUCUGUUAAUAAAAUGUUUAUAAAGUUUAUUUUCGCCAAAGAUAUGCAAUUGCAUUAUAUAUGGUAUUACAAAAUAAAAAAAAUAUUGUUUUAUCA
Molecule: messenger RNA, 5368 nt
Organism: Oncorhynchus tshawytscha (Chinook salmon)
Lineage: Eukaryota; Metazoa; Chordata; Actinopteri; Salmoniformes; Salmonidae
Gene: foxn2a
Product: forkhead box N2a
Exons: 5
Coding region: 806-2080 (424 amino acids)
Biological process (GO): regulation of DNA-templated transcription
Cellular component (GO): nucleus
Molecular function (GO): DNA-binding transcription factor activity; cis-regulatory region sequence-specific DNA binding
Source: RefSeq, a predicted model, not a curated record